GAGGGCAGAGGGUUGGUGGAGCAAGAGGAAGCUCGGGACGACGACUAGAAGAAGGAGGCGGGCGGCCCCGGCCCCAGGCCCCUCCCAGGCUCUGAGUCUCCCCGGCUGCAGGCGGAUGGAUGGGGCUUCUUCAGGCGGUGGCGGCAGCAGCGAAGGUGGCGGCGGCAGCAGCGGCAGCGGCUAUGGUGUGGUGGCUCGAUUCUCCCAGUGCCUGGCGGAGUUUCGGACGUGGUUAAGAACCAACUGGUUGAGGUUCAAUGCAGACAAGACGGAUGUGAUGCUGAAUUCAUUCAGUACCUUAAAGGACCAUGAUCCCCAGCUUUUUAUCAUACUUGGGAUUUUUGUUGAUGGUUUUAAUGAAGAAUCAAAGAUUAAAUGGGCUUAUUUAGCAAUAGAAAAUGUGCAUCAGAUGUUUAUGUUUAAUUGGUUUACAGACUGUCUGUGGACUCUUUUCCUGUCAAAUUACCAGCCAUCUGUUGAGUCUUCAAGUCCAGGAGGUUCAGCAACAUCAGAUGACCAUGAAUUUGAUCCAUCAGCUGACAUGCUGGUUCAUGAUUUUGAUGAUGAACGAACAUUAGAAGAAGAAGAAAUGAUGGAAGGAGAAACAAACUUCAGUUCUGAAAUAGAGGAUCUUGCAAGGGAAGGCGACAUGCCAAUUCAUGAACUUCUCAGCCUUUAUGGGUAUGACAGUGCUAUCCGACUGCCUGAAGAAGAUGAAGAGGAGGAUGAGGAGGAAGAAGAAGGUGAAGAGGAUGACGAUGCUGAUAAUGAUGAUAACAGUGGCUGUAGUGGGGAAAAUAAAGAAGAGAAUAUAAAGGAUUCAUCAGGUCAAGAGGAUGAAACUCAGUCUUCCAAUGAUGAUCCAUCACAAUCUGUGGCUUCUCAAGAUGCCCAGGAAAUAAUUCGCCCACGUCGAUGUAAAUAUUUUGACACAAAUAGUGAAAUAGAAGAAGAAUCUGAAGAAGAUGAAGAUUAUAUUCCAUCAGAAGACUGGAAAAAGGAGAUUAUGGUGGGCUCCAUGUUUCAAGCAGAGAUUCCAGUUGGCAUUUGUAGAUACAAAGAAAAUGAAAAAGUAUAUGAAAAUGACGAUCAGCUCCUGUGGGACCCUGAGUACUUACCAGAAGAUAAAGUGAUUGUAUUUCUUAAGGAUGCAUCUAGAAGAACAGGUGAUGAGAAAGGUGUAGAAGCAAUUCCUGAAGGAUCUCACAUAAAAGACAAUGAACAGGCAUUAUAUGAAUUGGUUAAAUGCAAUUUUGACACAGAAGAAGCAUUAAGAAGAUUAAGAUUUAAUGUUAAAGCAGCUAGAGAGGAAUUAUCUGUUUGGACAGAGGAAGAGUGCAGAAAUUUUGAACAAGGGCUGAAGGCCUAUGGAAAGGAUUUUCAUUUGAUUCAGGCUAAUAAAGUUCGAACAAGGUCAGUUGGUGAAUGUGUAGCAUUCUAUUAUAUGUGGAAAAAAUCUGAACGUUACGAUUUCUUCGCUCAGCAAACGCGAUUUGGAAAAAAGAAAUAUAAUCUUCAUCCUGGUGUAACGGAUUACAUGGAUCGUCUUCUAGAUGAGAGUGAAAGUGCUGCUUCUAGUCGAGCACCAUCCCCUCCGCCGACUGCUUCAAACAGUAGUAACAGCCAGUCUGAAAAGGAAGACGGCACUAUGAGUAAUAGUAAUCAAAACGGGGUGUCAUCUAAUGGACCAGGUGAAAUAUUAAACAAAGAAGAAGUAAAAGUUGAAGGGUUACACAUUAAUGGACCAACAGGUGGAAAUAAGAAACCACUUCAUGCAGAUAUGGAUAGUAAUGGUUAUGAAACAGAUAACCUUACCACUGACCCAAAACUUGCCCAUAUGACAGCAAAAAAUGAAAGUGAUUUUGAUGAAAAAAGUGAGAGACCUGCCAAAAGGCGAAGGGUAAACAGCAAUGGAAAAGAAAGUCCAGGUUCUUCUGAAUUUUUCCAAGAAGCAAUUUCACACGGAAAAUUUGAAGAACUUGAAAACACAGAUGACUGAAUUUUAGACUUAUUUUACUUUCUUUGGAAUAAAUUCUAGUGUGACUAAAAUUUUCAGGGUUGAUGGGUUACCUUAAAAAGUUGAUUUCCUUGAAGCAAUUGGUGAAAAUUUGAAAAUUGGAAUUGAGCCCUAACUUCGGUAAAUAAGAUUUCAUAACUCUGCCUUUUAUAGACCUUAUAUUUUAAAACUAUAAAGACUCUUUUAAGAAUAUAACAAAUGAUUUAGUAAAUUUGAAUGAAGAUAAUCUAUACCUUCUCAUUUGAUGUAUUGAUCCUAAAAUGUUAUUACAAGGUAUUUUUUGCUUAAUUUGAUGGCAGAGAAGAAAACACCAAGUUCAAAUUUCUGCUUAUUAUUAAGGAAACCCUUAUGAAUCCUGAAAGUUAUGCUAGCAUGAUUUUUUUAUAUAUAGAAAUUUAAAAAUAAACCAAGUCAGGUUUGUAUAUGUAAAAUUGUUGACAUCAAUGAUGUCUUUCCAUAUUCUUAUCUGGGCUUAAGAAAUACAUUCUGUAUUUUUCCAGAUUCUUUGUAGCCUUUGAAAGAUUUUUACAGUACAUAUGUCUUGACUGAGCUGUCCUUUCUUAAUACAAAAGCUUGUAUAAUUUUCUUAACUUGUACAGUUGGUAAACUUUUAUGAGAGGAAUUGAUAUUCUGAGUCUGUCAGCUUUCAUUUUAUUUUGCUAAGGUUUUUCUAAUGAAUUUUUAAGUGUUUGUGUAGUAACUAAGUCAUGUUUCUUAUCCAGGUGGUAAAAGCAUUCAUAAAGGAUUGUGAAAAUUUGUUUUUUAAAUUUCUACUUAAGGACAAAUAGUUUGCGAAUUCUGAAAUUAAGCAUGAUACUUAGAUUGCAUAGGUUGUUUUGCAUUGCUAUAAUUUUCAAAAUUAUUUUUGAAGCAAGACAAAGUUUAAUGUUGGCUUAAGUGCUUAAAUGUAUCAUGCUGACCAGAAUCCUGUUCAGUUAUUUUUAUAUGCAUUAUGAAAUUUCCCAUUUUUGCAUUAAAUAAACUGGGGAAAAGGUCAAGUGAUAUUUAGAUAAUUGGCACAACAGGGAGUUGGCAGGCAACAAUCUUGAUUUUAUGAAGAAAUAGUGAUGAAGUGAGAAAAGUUUUUGGACUUUUCCAGUUAUAAUCCAGUUUUCCAGAUUCGACAGCAUAUUUCCAAAUGAAAACAAGACAUGCAGUAACCUUUGCUCUGUGUGAUUACAAAUAGGAUCGUCCAUUUGCAUAGCCUUGCAAGAGUGCCAUUUUAUUUUUAGUGCAAAAUUCUUGUUAAAAAAUGUAGUUUUAUACAUACAGCUGAUAGACCAACUUAUAUCCAAACUUUUGUAAAAGAUUAUUAACUAUUCUUGUUUUUAUCACACAGGCAUACCCCAAAUGCUUCUACCAGUUCAUUUUCAGCCAUCAGUUCAAGAGCCAAUGCCUUUUUAAAAUAAAUCUUCUGUGGUCUUGUUUUUAAUGGCUCAACUGUCUAAUGCAAUUGAGUAGAGGUUUGCACUGAGAUAUUAUGGUUUAGGCCUUACCCCCAUGAAGUAUUACCAUUAACAGUUUUAGACUGCUUCCCUCCACCAAUGUGAACAACUUUUUCCCCCAAACAGUGUUAAAAGCCACUUUGCAACACUUGACUUCAUAUAAUGUACUUUCACUGUUAUUACAUACAUAUCCAAGUAAAUCAAAGUUUUGGGUGGAAGUGUUGAGAAGCAUGAAUUUUUUUGUUGGUUUUGUUUUGUUUUGUUUUGUUUUGUUUUACCUAGAACAUUAAUUUAUCCAGAAUGGCAGCUUUAACCGAUGGUCACAAUCCAUUUUCCAAAUGAGAUUUUAUUAAAUGAAUCCAAAGUAUCCUAGCUUUUAUCAAAGAUGGUCUAUAGAAAUGUUUCAAAUGAAUAGUGAUGCUGUACUUUUUAAGUUGUUGCAAUAUUAGAGACACCAUUUUCACCUUUUCUAAAAGAUGCAUUUUGUUUCUGAAGUUCUUGUAAAAAUAUUACAGGAACAUUUUUAGUAAAUUCUCAGGCAUGUUUGCAAAUACGGCACAUGUAUACAUGUUAGGAAAUCUUUUCUUAAUCUUAUCUUUUUAAAGUAUGCCUAACAAAAGACAUUCCACUAUUAUAGUACAUAAUGCUCAGCUUUUCAUAAAGAAAUAUUUAAUUGUAUUUUAUGUUUAUACAGGUAUUUCACACAGUACUUUGCUCUUUGCUCUUCAUAAUGCAGCCAUUAUAACUUGAUAAGUCAUUGCACUAAAAUUUUUAGUAAUAUCAUGAAGUUAAUUUGCUUAAUGUUUAGUACAUUUCAUAACUCUUGAACUCUUGACAAAUUGCAUUGGGAAAAGAAGCCUUUGUUAAUAGUUACUUAGUCUCCCUCAUCCCCAGCAAAGCAUUAUCAUUUUCGUUUGGAAUGGUAUUGUUUUACGAUGUGUUUUCAAAUAGAGUUCAGAAUCUGCAACUCAGUUCAACACAAAUCUGUUGAGCUUUAAAAUGUAUUUGAAAUAAUAUUUAAAUAGGCAUUUAAAAUUAUGAAUUAGAUGUUUUUAAAUUUAUGCAUAGUAAUUUUGCACUGUAAAAUAAUUCCCUUCUCCCAUUCCCUGUCUGCCAUUCUGAAUAUGCUUAUUAAAAUAUUUUUUUAAACAUA
This is a messenger RNA of Rhinolophus ferrumequinum (greater horseshoe bat), 4615 nucleotides long. It is a transcript of the gene MIER1, whose product is annotated as MIER1 transcriptional regulator. NCBI's taxonomy places the organism in Eukaryota, Metazoa, Chordata, Mammalia, Chiroptera, Rhinolophidae. The record is from RefSeq and is a predicted model, not a curated record. Gene Ontology annotation, molecular function: histone deacetylase binding; transcription corepressor activity. Gene Ontology annotation, cellular component: nucleoplasm. Bases 116 to 1999 code for a protein of 627 amino acids. Gene Ontology annotation, biological process: negative regulation of transcription by RNA polymerase II. The transcript is spliced from 16 exons.